UGGUAAAUGGGGGUACUGUUAACCAUUGGUUCUGCAUCAAUUUUUCAAGGAGUGUUCAGGAUAGCGUUGCCCGUGGCUUUUGCUAUGAACUUUUGCUCAGAUGUGUUAUAUAUUUGGCAUGGUUUGUAUAUAUUCCUUUUAAUGAAAUUGUUUUGAAUGCAGUGUUUUGAUUAUUUGCUCAUUGUUAUUUUACCUGACAAUGAUGGAUCUCUUUAUGGUGAUCUCAAACGUAUAUGUGAGACAGAUCUUGGACUAGUUUCACAAUGUUGUUUGACUAAGCACGUCUUUAAAAUGAGCAAGCAGUACCUCGCAAAUGUGGCAUUGAAAAUUAAUGUCAAAGUGGGAGGGAGAAACACUAUACUUGUUGAUGCACUUUCACGGCGCAUCCCCUUUGUUGGAGACAGACCCACUAUUAUUUUUGGAGCUGAUGUGACUCAUCCACAUCCUGGAGAGGAUUCGAGCCCAUCAAUUGCAGUUGUAUGAAUUUUUGAUCAAAC
Vigna umbellata (rice bean) is the source of this 497-nucleotide messenger RNA. The record is from RefSeq and is a predicted model, not a curated record. Lineage: Eukaryota; Viridiplantae; Streptophyta; Magnoliopsida; Fabales; Fabaceae.